Arachis duranensis is the source of this 953-nucleotide messenger RNA. RefSeq lists its product as uncharacterized. The transcript has 3 exons. Lineage: Eukaryota; Viridiplantae; Streptophyta; Magnoliopsida; Fabales; Fabaceae. Gene Ontology annotation, biological process: regulation of DNA-templated transcription. The record is from RefSeq and is a predicted model, not a curated record. Gene Ontology annotation, molecular function: double-stranded DNA binding. The coding region runs from base 149 to 763 and encodes 204 amino acids.
GUAAUGCAGUUAUUUUCUCUGCUGUUCUCUUCACCACAAAAUAGUGUGUGUUCCAUUUUAAUGGUAAUUGGGGGUUCGAACCACAACGCAAGUGCGUAGAUACCUUCAAUUUCGCAUCUUUUGCGCUUUCUGGUCCCUCCGUUCAGGGAUGCUGGGAAAACAGUUGAAUUCCCCUCUACUUACUACAGAUUCUGCAACACUGUUCUGCCAUUACAAGGCUGAUCUUUCUGCUGCUUCAUCAAGUAUUCCAAGUUUUCCAAAAGCAACAUGGGCCUCAAAUGUUUCUAUGAAACAUCGGAUUUUUCAUUCAACUGCACAGAUAGAAAAUAUAAUCACUAGUGAUGAAGAUCAGAGUAUGUGGGAAGCAUCUAGACAAGCUCUUUCUGCAUUUAACUUCAGCGAUGAAGAGAAGGACAAGAUACUUGGAAAAGCAUUUGGCCUUGUUCAUUCGCCUUAUUGGGGAGAGGAACGUAAGACUGAAGUUCCCAAAUAUGAGACAGUAAAUGCUGUAUUAGACUACCUGAGGAGCUUAAAUCUUUCUGACGAUGACAUGUUCAAGUUGCUCAAAAAGUUUCCGGAGGUUCUUGGAUGCAAGUUGGAGGAAGAAUUGAAAGCUAAUAUAAAGAUCCUGGACGAACAGUGGGGUAUUAAAGGAAAAUCUCUCAGGAACCUCCUCCUUCGAAAUCCGAAGGUUUUGGGUUAUAAUGUUGAUUGUAAAGGAGACUGCAUGGCACAAUGCACUAGAUGCUGGGUUCGUUUCUAGGUGAUUCGACAAGCUGUAUCUGUCUUUAUGAUUAAAUAGAAGGCAUAGAGUCAUAUGUAAAGAAAGGUUCUCACUUUUUUUUCCUGGUUACCUUUUCAAAAGAAGUAAUUGAUUUCGAAGUUGAAGAGGUAGACUCAGAAAUUAUGAUUUUUAUUCAGACACUAUUGUAAAGAAUAUCUUGUUUUCAUAA